AUGUUGAAGAUCAACUCUAAUGAAGAUUAUAAAAAUAGAAAAAGUUUAAAAAUAAAUGAGCUGUACAGCGUCCCAGACUCUCCCUUAAAAGGGAGAUUAGUUGGUGUCAGGAUUAAACAGAUCUUUACAGUAUUUCAGUUUCCCCUCCCGCUGAUCCUGACACUCAUUUGUCCCACCUACCUGCGGAGGAGAGUACCGGAAAGGGGUUGCAAGGGCACGCCCACCCUCCCAACAGCGAGCAGGGGGCAGGCCGCGGCCCGAAGCCUGCAAAGCUGGGUCUGCCGGGGCGACCCCCGGGUGGGCUCGGCCAGCAGCCGCUGUGCCGGUGGCCAGCGGGCUCCCAGGGUCCGAAACCCGGCGGGCUGCCCAACUGUCACCCCGCGCCGUCAGCCUCGGGUCCUCCGAGCAGGAGGGCGGAGCAGGCGGGUGUUCAUACUAUGGGGCCAAAAGGGAGACAUCGCCCCCGCCCGGGGGCUGGGCCGCUGGGGCCGGGCGUGGGCCCUGCUCAGGAUAGUUCACGCUGUGCGGUCAUCGCGGCCCAAACAACUCGGUCAAGUUCCGUCUUGGUUUUGGGGCGGGGCCCGGGCGACCCUGCGGGCGGAGACCGGGCGCGCCCCCGACGCUGCGGCGGGUGGGGGCAGGGCGGCAGCGGCGCUGAGGGUUGGGGGUCGCGGCCAAACCGUCCGCCCAGGGGGCGCAGUGGGCCUCGGCGGCGGGCCUCGGAGGGCGCAGCAGCGAAGCGGGGCGGGGACGCGGGCGCCUCGCGGAGGGGUCGCGGCUGUUGUCGCCGCGGUCGCCCGGCUGCGGGGCGGGGGCGGGCCGACGGCGGCCGCCGCGCCAGGCCUCACAAAGAGCAGACAGCCCCGCGCGUCAGCCUGCGGUCCCGGUGCCGGGGCCCGCCCUGAGGGGCCGGAGGCGGCCGCGCCGGGACCCCGGGAGAAGCGCGGCGAGGAAGAGGCACUUCCUGCCUGGGCCCCCAGCCCUGGGCCGAUCCUGAGUGCCUCGAAACCGCCCAACCUGGACGGGUUCGUCAGUGCCCCCGGCCCCGAGCCCAGCCCCUCUCGCGGGACUCACUCUGAGCGGCGGCGAGAUCCGCGGCUACCAGCGGCUCCUCGGUCCUCAGCUGGUUUGAAGCCCCUCGGCCACCAGUCUCCAGGUUUAGUCAGGCCCUGGCCUUGGCCCCGCCUCUCCCUGGUUGGGCCUCAACGUCAGUCACCCGGCGUGGCUCCGCCCCUCCUGCAAUUGGCUCUCCCGGUUGGCCCGGAACACCCUUCAUUUCUAGGCCCCGCCCCUCGCCUCGGCUCCCGGUCUUUUCCACUGGACUCCGCCCCUUCUCUGGCUCCCCCUCCCCCACUCCCUCACCCCUCCGCUUUGCGGCCCACCCCUCCCAGAAGCUGCAGACCCAGGGCAGGCUUGCGACAGCUCGCCCCGCCCCUGACCCCCGCACCUCGGAUUCGUACAGCCAAUCAAAGAGGCUAACUCUGCCCCCUCUUCCGAGGGGGCCAAUGCGGUGAGACUGAGGACCCACCUCCUCCUUUCAGCUGAGAGCACACAACACAGCAUCCACCUUGCCUUCAAUCUUUGGAAUUAAAAAUACUUUUGUGAUCGACACCUGUGUACAUGGAUAAAAUAUUCAAGUAUUUCUCAAAAUAAUCACUUGAAAAGAGAGUACAGUAAGUACUUUACAUGUAUUGUUAAAUAAAUAUUGUCCCCAUUGUUUUACCUGGUGCUUAAAGUGUUCAUUUCUAUCAUACAAAUUCACAAAAGUUAUUACUAGUUUGUAAUGUUUGCUUUUCUAAAGAAUGGGCAUUCAAUUUUAUUAAAUAUCUUUUAGUGUCCAUUGAAAUGACCAUGUUUUUUCCCCUUAUUCUAUUUUUAUAUGUAUUAUAGUAGCCCAUCUCCACCAUUAAACUAGCUUUGUGUUUCUGGGAAAAAACUCCUUUGUCAUUUGACAUAUGCUAACACCGACAUUCUUUGAGUAAAUAAAAUCAAAAACAGGAGUAUACCAAUAUCCACCAACAUACCCUGUUGCUUUAUUCUGGUUACUGACUAUACUUUCUGUCUGAAACUGUCUGCUGUGUCCCCAACAGAUGACUCUAUUUAAUAACUACAGACCCUGAGUCAGGCUUUCAGAAUACCCUUCUUUUUAUUUAUUUAGUAGAGAUGAGAUCUUGCUAUGUUGCUGGCGUUGGUCUCGAAAUCCUGGACUCAAGUACUCCUCUCUCCUCUGCCUCCCAAGGUGCUGGGAUUACAGGCAUAAGCCACUGUGCCUGGCCAGAAUGCUCUUCUAAUGGUGCUUCCAUGGACUUCUCGUUUACUCUGAUUUUCUUUCUCUUGUUUUUGGAGCUGUUCUUUAGAGGUUUGGAUAAAAGAUAGUCUCUCCUAAUAAUCCUCAAAGCCUGAUGGACACCUAUUCCUGGAGAACAUUCUGCAUUCUGAAACUCAUUCUGUCCUAAAUGGAUCCCGUAUCUCCUCUGAACAGCAGUGAAAAACAACAAACAUUCCUGUAGGCCUAGGACUGUCACUUUCCUUGUAUCUGUUCAUGGACCACAAUACCUUGCCUGCUUCCGUGGCCACAAGUGUUUACCAUGUCUCUCUUAUCUGUGCCCUGCAUAGAAGUGAUCUGCCCUCACAUCCAACACUCCAGUUUAGACCCCAGUAACCUCUUACUGGUCGGUUUGAAUAGCCUUUUAGUAACUUCCCUCUAUCUUUCCGCUUGCUUUAUAUUGACAUCAUAUUCACUGUUUCCCCUGCAUCUUGCUGCCUGUAUCAUGGAUGAUGUCUGCAUCACAAGGACCAGGAUGCCAUCUAGGGACAAGAGAGCAAUGAUCUGGGAGGAACUCGGGUCCCGAACAUUGUGUGGAGUACAGCUGUCCUAAGCCUGGGACUGCACUGUGUGUGUGUUUACUUUAACCUGAGCUUAUGAGAGCUCUGGGUAAGGUAAAUAAAAGAGCUUUUUCAGCAAGUGUCUUGGUCAGUUUGGGUUGCUAUAACAAAAACGCCAUAUACUAGUGGCUUAAAUAACAAUUUAUUUCUCAUAGUUUUGGAGGCUAGGAAGUCCAAGAUCCAGGCACUGGUAGAUCUGGCAUCAGGUGGGGGCCUGCUUCCUGGCUUGUAGAAACAGAAAGUAAAAUGGUAUUUGCCAGGGGCUGGGUGAAAUGAGUUAUUGUUUAAUGGGUAUAGAUUCCAUUUUGUAAGAUUUAAGUUAAAAGAAAAACUGUAGCCAAAUUAAAUUUAAAGGAGUUUAAUUGAGCAACAAAUGAUUCACUCCCAGAAUCAUAGCAGAUUCAAACAGACUUCAGUGCAGGACAUGGUACGAGAAGAUUUAUAGACUAAAAAAGGGGAAUGAUAUACAGAAAUCGAAAGUGAGGUACAGUACAGCUGGAUUGAUUACAGGUUGGUGUUUGCCUUAUUUGAGCACAGUUUCAACACAACAGUAUAUUCAUGGUUGAAGUAUGGCCUCUGGAAUUGGCCAAGACUCAGCUAUUGUUACAGGCGCAUACUCCCAAGUUACAUUUUCAGUCUUACCUACGUAUUAAAAACCUAGGUGACAGUUCAUCCACAGAGACUAAACUAUAUAAGUACAGAGUCCUUCUCAGGCCAUAUUAGUUCACUUUAACAAAGAUGAAAAGUUCUGGAGAUCUUUUGCAUCACAAUGUGAAUACUUAAUGUGACUGAACUGUACAACUAGAAAUGAUUGAAAUGGUCCUUUUUUUUAGAUAUGGGGUCUUGCUCUGUUGCCAAGGCUGGAGUACAGUGGCAUGAUCAAGCUUGCUGAAUGUGACCUUGGACUCCUUGGUUCAAGUGAUCCUCUUCCUUCAGCCUCUCAAGUAGCUGAAACCAUAAGCAUGUACCACUAUGCCUGGCUAAUUUUUAUUUUUAUUUUUUGUAAAAUAAUAAAACAGUGAGACAGGUCUCGCUAGGUUGCCCAGGCUGGUCUUGAACUCCUGGCCUUAAAUAAUUCUCCCACCUUGGGUUCCCAAAGUGCUGAGAUUACUGGAAGGAGCCACCAUGCUGGAGAUGGUGCGUUUAAUGUGUAUCUACCACACUUUAAGAAGCUAGGUUUUCUAAUGAAAAGGAAGAUAGGAGAGUCAGAGAAGGAAAUGUGACCAUGGAAGCAGAGAUGACAGACGUAGGGCCAGGGGCUAAGGAACGGAGGCAGCCCCUAGGAGCUAAAACAGGCAAGGAAAUAGUCUCUCCUAGAGCUUCCAGCAGGAACACAACUCUGCCAGUUUAGCCUCUAUUUUAAUUUAGUAAGGUCCAUUUUAGACUUUUGACCUCCAGAACUGUAAGAUUAUAAAUGGGUGUUCUUUUAAGCCACUACGUUUGUGGUAUUUGUUAUGGUGGUGAUAAGAAACUAAUAUAUUUAUUACCUGUUUUCCUAAAGUCGCAUUUUAUAUUUUACUAAUUACUUGGUGCUGCAUAUAAUUUAUUUUAAUUUUGUAAUACACAUAACUGUAUUCUUUCUAAUAUACCUUAUUUCUGGUAGCCUGACUCGAGCUAGUGUUCAAGUGCUCAGGUAAGAGAGCCUUAGUUCACCACCCUGUAGCUCUCACCUGCGUCUGGUCGAACCUACCAAGAGGAUAAUCUAAUAUUUCCCCUAAACUAUGUUAAAAACAAAAACUAUGGUAAAAUAUUGACAAACUUUUCCAACAAUAAACACUUGACAUUUCAAAAUCUGAGUCUUGGGAUAAGGAGUGAUAAAUGUCGCAAGUUAGGAGGGACCACUUAGCAGAAUAAAAUGGUGGUGAGAAAGUCAAGCUUUUGAGUUGGUUAGCUUGAGGUCAGACCUCAGCACUGACAGACACACUGUCUGGCCAUGGGCGAGAGCAUCACAUAAUUACUAAAAGUAGUCCUAACUUAGGCAAUUGCGAGCAUUAAAUAAUGCAGCUGCCUUAAGUGUUUAGGUAACAUCCCUGGCACCUAUUAUGGACUCAAUAAAAGCUGCUGCUGUGUUGGUUCUUAUUGUUAUUUCUGUGAUUCUUGAUUAUGAAGCUGAGUGCAAGGUGAGCAGCUUUUGCUGUCUUCUGUGUACCAUGUACAUUACAGAGUGUUAAGGUCACCUCAUAGACUGCCAGCCAAUGCGUGAUAGCUCUCUUUUGUGGUUCAACCCUGAAUGGAGAGAAUACUUGAAAUAUUGCCAAAAGUCUGACUGAUUUAUAUCAUGGAAAUGAAAAACUAGUCAUUUGACUUCUUUCCACACCUAUCUGCACACAAAAGGUCAAUAGAAAGGUCUCUGGGCUCUAAACGAGAAUCCUCUCAAAGAGAUUACAGUAGUUCCCCCUGACCUUCAGUAUUAUGUUCCAAGAAUAUUACAUGGAAAAUUCCAGAAAUAAACAAUGUAUAAGGUUCCCCCCACCACAUAACAUGGAUGUACAAUUUAUAAGUUUUAAAGUGCAUGCUAUUCUGAAUAGUGUGAUAAAAUCUGGCUCUGUCCUGCCCUGUCCUGCAUGGGACAUGAAUCAUCUCUUUGUCCCAGCUGUAUACACUUCCUGUCCAUUACUGUACAGGAAAACAUAUGAUGAAUAUAGGGUUCAAUACUAUCCAUGGUUUCAGGCAUCCACUGGGGGUCUUGUAAUGUAUCUCCCAUGAAUGGGGGGAGGAUUACUGUGCACACACUCCUAGUGACCACCAUUACCAACGAUAGUCAUUUAGGAGGACACACUUUAAACAUAAACAUUUAAGACACAAGCAGAUUAUUGGAAGAGAAGAACAUGAAACAUUUUUUAAUGCCCCAAACCAAAAAAACCCACCAAGCAGAUUAUGUGAACUGAUAUAUUAUGAUGUCCAAAAGAUGUUAUUAAUUGGGAAAUGCAAGCUAUGUAGAAUUAUAUGUAAGGUGUGAUUUGAUUUUUGUGAAAUCAGAUCAUAUAUAUUUACAUGUGUACAGACAUCUGAAAUAUUCACUUUCUACACUGUCCUGGUUUUCAUAAGCAUAUUUUACAGUGCAUAUGUUUAACAUUAGCAAUUAGAAAAGCGGCUAAGAUAAAUGUUAUUGCCACAGGUAUUUUAAUUUCAGUUUGUCCUUGGCUGUUACAGAGAAUUGAUAGAAAAAAAUGAUCAUGUGAAGAAUCUGCAUCUUCUGCAAAACUGCCAGUAUCAGUCAGCACUAGUAGGUUGUAAGCAGCAGAAAUCCAGCUUGAAGGAGCUGAAACAUAAGAAGGAAAUUUAUUGGCCCAUAUCACUGAAGAACAGGAAGGGUGGAUGGAUCUGGCCUUAGGAAACUUAUAAGCAGCCAGGAUUGGCUGGCUCUGUCUCUACUUCUCUUUCCUUUGUAGGUUGACCCAUUGUGCUCCGUGUUUACAUCCUUGUGGCUUCCUGACUGGAAAGUCUUAUCCCUGUAAGCUCAAGUGGAGAGAGUCCCAGAGAAGGAUUCUGUUUGGCUUGUCUGGAUCUGGGACUAAUUGCCAAGGUUAGGUGUGUGGGGUCUUCUCAUUGGCAGCCCCCAUACCUCCCUAGCACCAUAAGGCUAGAGUUGGGGAAAUGGCAUUUUCCAAAAGAAGCAUGGCUCGACUCUGGGCAGAUAGAGCUGUAUUAUUAGUAUGUACCUUGCAGGGAUACCUUGCAGCAUCUGUUAUAAAAGUUCUUUGGCAAUUAACUUGCCCUUGAGCAAAGACUCUGAGACAGGACGGGUCAGUGUGCAUGGGAAAGAUAAGAAGACUGAGGAGCUCUGUUUAACAGAAUAAUAUCUGUAUAAGAAAGUAGCCACAGACAAGGUUGAAAGCUUCUCAGGCUGAGAACAGAUAAUAGACAGGCCAUAAGUUCCAUUUGAAGAAGUUUAGCUAGACUAAUUCAUUUCUUUUAAAGUUUAAUUACAAGUAGCUUUAUUUUUUAACCCAAAGACUUUAAAGUCUUGAGAGCCUCAAUUUCAAGUUUUACAAAACCUGGGUUUUCAGGAUCAGAAGCCUCACUGUUGGAAAAUGAAUACUGUAUGUAAAUCUUUAUUAAAUGUCAAUCAAAUGAUUCUGUUAAACAUAUAUUGGUGACAAGACUGAGUGACUUAGGAGUUCUAUCAAGAUACCUUUACAUCCUUACUGUAAUUCUGAAUUUUAACUGGUACCGUCUAAGUAAGUUUUGAUAUGAAAAGAUUUUAUCCUAUGGAGUUCAUAGGAAGCUCUUUGUUUUGACGAAGGUUGUAAUCAGUAAGCUGAGAAGUGGCUCAUGGCUAGUACAUUUUUUACCUCUGUGGGUGUGUUCCUUGGCUCCAGUGGACUUUGGAGAAUGAGUAAAUGGAUGGCUUCUUGGGGGAAGAGAGAGAGAGAAGAGAUACAGAAUUUCAAAGAUACAAAGAUAAUAACCACACGGUGAAUGGAAUCAGGGAUCAAUGUUUGUUUAUGUAAUUGUAAAUAGCCUUCUCUUUCUCCAGCGCCAUGGCCAUUGUGUUCCACUGUGUUCCUGGGAAGCCUCAUGUCAUCUAACAUGUACAGGAAGAGAGGGUUAACUGUGUCCACUAUAACAGCUCUGUUUCACAAGUGCAGCUUGGAUCAGUUAGAAUUCUGCAGAAAAACUUCAAGCAGGGCUGAGAUUUGUCUUUUGUGGACUGGCUCUCUGAAUUUCAAGAUGAACAUACCACAGAUAACAACCAGUGACUCUGGUGAUGCCGCAUGGCAGUUCAGUACACUGGCAGCCUUGCUUCUUUUCUAUUCUUUUUUUACAUUUUCUCAGAGCAGUGCCAUAUCAUGGUGUUUAUUUCCUAGAAAGCAUUGAGAAAUAUUAGAGCUUUCUUUUUUUAAUCCAAUGAGUGAUAUAUCUUGAAUAUAGAAUAGACAUAUGUGUAGUAUUUUGUGUGAGCAAAGCUGAAAAGGAAGACAAAGGGUAAGAAAGCUUUGAUAAAGGGAAGGAAAUGGUUGGAGAACUUUUUAAAAUUUCUGAAGACAUGAGGACUUUUUUUUAGCAAAAAAAGUAUCAAGAAGUAUUUAGUAUUUAGUUGGCUCUGUUCUUCACGAAGUAAUGCUUUAUGCUCCCAAAUAAAUUACAACAUCAUCAUAACCAUAAUGAUAGUAUUGGUAUAGUAUUUACUACGUGCUACUCAGUAUUCUAAGUAUUUUUACCCAUAUUGAUUUAUGUAAUCCUCACAACAACCGUAUGGAAUGGAUCUAUUAUUGACCCCAUCUUAGAUGCAGAUGGAAAAUCUGAGGCUUAGAAGGGUCGAGUAAUCUGUCUAUAACUGAGUACCCCAUUUUUCUAAGAAAAAGGGAAUGAGUUAUUUUUUAAAUUCUUUUCUUUUCUUUUUCCUCCUUUCCCCCGUUCCCCACUUCCUAUUUAUUUCUUUUGAAAUGUAGUUAUCACCUUUGCCUUCCCUUCACUAGACACUGUCAACACAGCAAGCUUACCUAACUGUGCUUACUGAGAAGCUCCAGAGCCAGAACCUGCUCCCACUAGGAGAGUGUCUCAGGAGACAAUAGUCUGUUUACAUUUAUAACCAAAAGGUAUGCCCACGACAGAACUCUCCCCUACCCCGACAGUAUCACAGACAAUGGCCAGUUUACAAUCUAGCUCUGCCUGCGAUAGCACCAGCUUGACCUCUUGGUAGAUAUAAGGCACCAAUGCCAGUCACACAAACCCCCACCUGCUCACUUCCUGUCCUGCAUGCUGCUCAUGCCAAGUAACCUGCUUUCUGCCCCAAAUGUGAAGCGGUAUCCUUCAAGGCAGGAGCCUGUACUUCUUCCCCUAAGCUAGCUUUGGAAUCAAAAGUGACUUUCUUUAUAGCAGACCUUGCUCUUGUCCAUUGGACUCUGCAAGCAGCAAGUGACUGAAUAUGUGGUUCAGUUACAUGUCCAUGGCACACAGUAAACAGUGGUGCCUAACAGUAGCACUCAAGCAGGGUGGCUCCAGAGCCCUUCCUCUUAACUACUACUUGAUUGACAGUUUUUCCUUUUCUACAGAACUCAAUGUUCUAAAGAUACUUAACACACCCAUGAUUUCACAUGGAUGUAUAGACAGUAAGGGAACUUUUGCCGAAUCUCAGAGACUCCAGAUCUCACAGAGCAAGUACAUGGAAAGGAUGAGAUACAAACUCAAAUAGUCUCAAAUGAAGCCCAGGCUCAUUCUCCUAGUCCACGGUUUUCUCCCUAAAGGGUAGCAGAACUCUAAGCCAGCAAUCACACUUCUUGGAACUUAGUGUAUGAAACGUUUAUACAAGGGUACAAAACUAUGCAUAUAUAAAUGAAAGUUCAUUAAAGCCCUCUUUGUAAUAUGAAAAAGAAAAACUGGUAAUGAUCUAAAUGUCUAUCAGUAAGUAAAUGGUUCAAUCAUUAUAAUACAGACAUACUAUGACACCUUGUGAAGUGUUUAUAUGUGCUAACAUAGAAUGAUAUUUGUAUAGUAGAUUUAAAGUGAAAAGAGCAAGUUAAAAGGAGAAUUAAAGCCAUUAUUUUUAAAAAUCUUGGUUAUAGAAUGGGCACAGUUGCUCACACCUCUAAUCCCAGCACUUUGGGAGGCCAAGGUGGCUGGAUUGCUUGAGCCCAGGAGUUCAAGACCAGCCUGAGCAACAUGGUGAAACCCCAUCUCUACAAAAAUUAACCUGGCAUGGUAGUGUGUACCUGUGGUUUCAGCUCCUCGGAAGGCUGAGGUAGGAGGAAACUUUGAGCCCAGAGGUGAGCCAUGAUCACUUCACUGCACUGCAGCCUGGGUGACAGAGCAAGACCUUGUCUCAAAAAAAAAAAAAAAAAAAAAAAAAGGAAGAAAGAAAGAGAAAAAGAAAAAAAAUUGGUUAUAUAAAUGUGUUUUUAUUCUUUCAAUAAAUAUGAUUAGAGCACUGACUAUAUACCAAGCACUGCUUUAGAAAUUGGGGAUGCCAUGCUAAGACUGAGUCCUUGCCCCUCAUGGGUGGUGGACUGUAGCGAGAGAGAAACUGAACAAGGAAAUAAUUAAAUACUUGCAGAUGAUUGCAGGUGCCCUGAAAAAAACUAGACAGUGGAGUGGGGGUAGAGUGGCUAUUUGAGGUUGUGUAGGAAGGAAUAUUUGAGGAGGGGCAGUGUGUGCAGAUGGAAGAAAAGAGCAUUCCAGACAGAGGGGACAGGAAAUCGGAGGUCCCUAAAUGGAAGGAGCUCACAUGGCCUAGGAAGGCUUGUGGGGCAUAGGCAAUGAAAGGAAGGGGAUUGAAAGUGGGGCAGAUGCCAGAUUUUGUAGGACCAAGGGGUCAUGUUCUAUUCCAACUGUAAUGGAAAGACAGUACAGAAGGCCAAAGCUCAUUUUUAUUUUGCAUUUUAAAACAAUCCCUCUGGUUUUCCUUGAAGCCUGGAAAUCAAUCCAGAAGUGAAAGUGGUGAUCUAAGUGAGAGCAGAUGGGACUUACACCAGGGCUGAGUAUAAGGGCAUGGGGAGAAAUGAUGGCAUCUGGGAUAUAUCACAUAUUCUGGUAGAUAGGACUUAACUGAUGCAUUGGAUGUGGGAUGUGAGAAGAGACGCCUCAAGAAAAGGCAUCUCUGUGAGCAGAAUCCCACAUCAGGCAGAAAUGGUACCCACCGAAUGCUCAGGCACGGGGAGGGAGUGCCAGCGACAGUGUGGCUCUGUGGCAGGUCUGUGCAGGAAGCUGUGCCCCCUGCAGCUGGCUUUUUUGGAGGGAGGUCUGGGGCCACCACACUCCCUUCUCUACUGCCUGUACCCAUCUUCUCCCUACUGCAUCCUCCACUGCGGGCCUUUUCCUACCAUCCCCUUCCUACAGGUACCUGAUGCUAUGACCAUGUUACACUCCUGGCCACUCUGCAGAGCUGCCCACUGUCCUGUGCUUUGCACCCAUUCUUUGCAGCCUCCUGGAGAACUUUCAGAC
Messenger RNA from Callithrix jacchus (white-tufted-ear marmoset), 10770 nucleotides. The record is from RefSeq and is a predicted model, not a curated record. NCBI's taxonomy places the organism in Eukaryota, Metazoa, Chordata, Mammalia, Primates, Cebidae.